AUGACAUAUUCAUUUCAACUUCUGAAUGGCUCUUUUCUUCCAGCUCUUGUAUCAGCACAAAAUAUCAAAAAGCAUAAAGGUGAUAAGAAAUCCCUUCCAGAGGACACUCAAUGGUGUCUCUCUAACUUGUGCAAUUUGACAACAAGAAAGUUCUAUGAUGCAUUUGGCCAUGAGUAUAAUUCAGUACAAAAAAUUUCAAGAAGAUAUAAGAAUAUUAUCAACAAUGAACUGAAAGGCGCCAAAAACAUUGUGAACAUUAGAAACGAGCAUAACAUAUGGAUGAAGUCAAAGAAGAAUAGUAACUAUUGGCUAGAGAAAAUAAGAGAAGAAACAGUCUUAAACACACAUAUUGAAGGCGCCCAAUACGUUCAGGAUGUUGUCAGGUCUGAAAUUGACCAAAUAAGAACCAUGGAUAAUAGUCAGAAUCAAGAAAAAGACGCUCAAACUGACAAAACUGAUGAAGAAGCUACUGAGUAUCAUGAAGAUGAGCAAAAUAAAAUUAAUAAAACUGAAGGAGUUGAAAGUGUCGAAGUAGAACCUUGGAUUAUGGAGAAUGGUAUCAAUGUUACAACCUUGUUCACUGAAUAUUAUAAACGUGUCGAACAGUUUGUUAAGACUGAAGGUUUAAUCCCAAUUGAAACUCAUGUUCAAGAGUUAUCAGCCUUAAACCACAUACUAGUUUUAAAACCAUUGCAACAUAGCAAAAUGAUAAGAGAAGUGUUCACUGACGAGAAUAUUAAAUAUAUCACAAAUGAACAACUAAAAACGUCAAUGAAAUCCUCGCUUGAUUUUACCAGUGAUGAAUUAACACAGUUAAACCUCGUAUUAAAACAUUUAACAAAUCAAACCCAAAGUGUACUUAAUAUCGCUACUAAUCUUAUGGUAUUUUCCAAUCCCUUGGAUUAUGAAAAACGCCGAGUCAUCAUAGGCAUUGCAAUGCUAGUCUUAAAACUCCCUAAAGAUCCAAUCGUAGAUAUCACUACUAUUUCUGAAUCAGAACUGUGGAGUAUUUAUUUCGACCCUUUUUUAUCUGCCAUUAUAUCUGAUAAUGAAAGAAACACACUCUUAAGAUGGUUAAAUAAGCAAGCUGAGGACGAUCUUUUAAGACCAGACGCAUCCGUUACAACGAUCGACCAGUUACAGUUUGGUUUCAACCUUGGAUUUGGUGAAGUGAAGAUUAGUCAGCCGACAUGCGAUAAAGCAGCACUUUGCAACGACUUUUUACGAUUAACCCAUCUAACCAAAGAAUGCCUUGAUAAUCAUCUUUUAGAUGCCUCAUUUAGUUUCCAAAUUCAUGGCUUUUCUGUUUCAUUUUAUAUGACUCAAUUACCAUGUCAUAAACUAUACACGAUGACUGAACUCGGUAAAGUAUCGUUUCCGAAAUCAUUAAAAGACAUAUCCGCUUUCUGCUGUCCGCAAAAUCUGCAAUUUCUACUUCAGGUUACAAAUGCUUUCUGGAGCCAUUGCAAACCUAGUCUAUCCCCAUCGAUCAUAAAAGAAAGGUCAUCAAGAUCAGUCAAUAUAAGUCUUCUUUAUGAGUUUGUGGAUCCCCACAAAAGCCGUAAAAGAACUUGUCAUGAUUUCUUUGGAUAGUUGACAUUAGUUUUUUUUUUUUUUUUUAAUUCCCUCUCAUACUCACAGACACACACGUCCCCGUACAUUUGCUUUUCAUUUUCUAUUUGCUAAAUAAAGAAAUGACUAUUUAUUAUACGUAUAAUUCUAGGUAGACGAAAAUGUGUUUCAGCAAGCUUAAAGCGUUUUUUUUUUUACUUAGAUAUUGGAUGACUUCCAAAAUACAAAAUAGAAUUAAAUAGAAUAGAAUUAACUUCGGAAAUUUGAUUUUCCGAGUU
Molecule: messenger RNA, 1850 nt
Organism: Mucor mucedo
Lineage: Eukaryota; Fungi; Mucoromycota; Mucoromycetes; Mucorales; Mucoraceae
Exons: 4
Coding region: 1-1593 (530 amino acids)
Source: RefSeq, a predicted model, not a curated record